CUGCAGACAUGUCGGUGAUAAUCAGACAUGACCUCAGUCCCUCUGAGAUAAAUUUCAUUAAGGAAAGCCAAACAAAAAUACAGGAUGCACUGAAAAUACAUGACAUUCACUGUCCUGAGAACAAUGUUCCUCGUGUGGCACUGUUGGGUUCUGGGGGUGGCCAAAGGGCCCACAUCGGCUUCCUUGGUGUUAUACGGCAGUUGGGAAAAGAAGAUCUCCUAGACUGCAUGCUCUAUGUGGCCGGAGUCUCUGGAUCCACGUGGUGCAUGUCCUCAUUGUAUCAAGACCCACAGUGGACACAGAAUGCAGAGGAGGCUGCAAAUAAAGCACUUUUGAGCAUGUCUGAGGGGAAGGGGGUCACAUUCCAUGAUGGCGUCAAGUGGAUGAGGCAGAGAUAUGCGGAAGGAGAUUUUUCCCUCUCUGAUGUGUGGGGGGUGGUGACUUGCUGGAUAAAGGGUGUAUCUCUGGAGUGUCAACCUCUACACAAAGAUGGAGAUGUAGCCAGUCCAUACCCACUCUACAGUGCCAUUGAAAAGCAAAUCUUUCACAAGAACCAGCAAAAAGAAAUGUGGUUUGAGUUCAGCCCCCAUGAGGUUGGCUUCCUAGAGCCUGGAGCUUAUGUGAAUACAUCACUGCUGAAGAAGGACUUUGUGGGAGGGAAAAUGAUUCCUCAGCCUGUGCAAAGGAAGCCAAUGGACAUGGUUCAACUGCAAGGAAUCUGUGGAUCUGCUUUGGCAGAUGUUGGCCAAAUCAAAAAAUAUUUGAAAGACGCUUUCUGGGACUGGAUCAGAUCAAUUAGUCCUGUUUAUCUUACAGAGAUGAAACGUGAAACAAAUCCAGGACAAAUUCUCUAUAUACUGGCUGAUUUGAAGAAGAACUAUGCAAACCCAGAGUGCAGCCUCUCUGAGUUGGAAAGGCUGAAAUGUCUCCUUGGAAAGAGCUGGGCAGAUUUCAGCCCCACACUCAAGCGUGUAGAGCAUCAGAGCUGGAGAGGCAUGACUGACCAAGUGAAAGAGGAACAUGUGGAAAGAAUCCGUGAUGAAUUGGUAGCCUCAGUAGACAAAUGGGGCCAUGGUCAAAUACUUACAGGCAUACCUGGUGGUGAUGAGUUGUGGGUCCUAAGCCAUGUACUGCCAUUGUUCUUUCACUGGGAAUUUGGGACUGUGGCUAAUUUCCUCUACAAAUGUCAAGAUGCUGCCAUACCUAAGGACAUGAUUCAAGAGGAACAGAUGCAUCUGAUAGAUGCAGGACUCUAUCUAAACUCACCAUAUCCAUCAGCUCUGAGAGAAGGCAGAUGCAUAGAUCUCAUCAUAUCCUUUGACUUCAGUGCUGGAGACCCCUUUCUGACACUGAGGGUAGCCAGUAAGUAUGCAGUCAAGAACGGACAUCCCUUCCCUAAAGUGGACUUUACAAAGUUGGACUCUGAAUGCCCAAAGUCCUACUAUGUGUUUGAGGAAAUGGACAAACCAACUGUAAUUCACAUUCCCCUCUUUAACAUAGACAACUGCAAGGAUGAAGCAGCAAUCGAAAAGGAAAGGAAGGAAUACACAACCUUCCAGUCAACCUACCGAGACAAAACAAAGAUCAAUCACUUGGCAGAUUUGGCAGCGGAAAAUGUGACAAUGAACAAAGGAAACAUCCUGAGUAAGAUAAAAAAGGCUGUGAACCGAAGGAAGCAACAGGAAUUGUCAAAUCCGGUUUUGCACCGUAAAGAAUUCAACAUAUGGACCAUGGUCACAGAUUUUUGUUCCUCGUUUUUGGCAAUUUUUACAUGGCUAUUUAACAGCGUUAAGGGGAAUAAACACGCCAAAACAACAUAAUUUGUAUCCUAACUAGUGCAGGGGAAGAGGUUUGUGUACUUUUGCCUUAUUUCCUUGCUAAGUAG
Molecule: messenger RNA, 1885 nt
Organism: Alosa sapidissima (American shad)
Lineage: Eukaryota; Metazoa; Chordata; Actinopteri; Clupeiformes; Clupeidae
Product: cytosolic phospholipase A2 zeta-like
Exons: 14
Coding region: 9-1820 (603 amino acids)
Biological process (GO): glycerophospholipid catabolic process
Cellular component (GO): nuclear envelope; nucleoplasm; cytosol
Molecular function (GO): calcium-dependent phospholipid binding; calcium ion binding
Source: RefSeq, a predicted model, not a curated record